AUGGUGAACUCCCUCGUAUUGGUGCUCAGCUGGGCUGUGAUGAUAUCUGAGGUGGCGAGAGCUCAGAAUGACACGGAGCCCAUCGUCCUGGAGGGGAAAUGCCUCGUGGUGUGCGACUCGAACCCGGCAACGGACUGGAAGGCUUCCUCCUCUCCACUCGGCAUCUCGGUGCGCGCCGCCAACUCCAAAGUGGCUUUCUCUGCAGUCCGGAGCAACAACCACGAGCCUUCGGAGAUGAGCAACAAGACGAGAAUAAUCUACUUCGACCAGGUUCUGGUGAAUAUAGGAAACUACUUCACAUUUGAGUCAGUAUUUCUGUCCCCGAGGAAAGGAGUCUACAGUUUUAACUUCCACGUCAUUAAAGUGUACCAGAGCCAGACCAUACAGGUGAACUUGAUGCUGAACGGGAAGCCCGUCAUCUCUGCCUUUGCGGGCGAUAAAGACGUGACUCGUGAAGCAGCGACCAAUGGAGUUUUGCUUUAUCUAGAAAAAGAGGACAAAGUUUACCUGAAGCUGGAGAAGGGAAACCUCGUUGGUGGAUGGCAAUACUCAACAUUUUCUGGCUUUCUUGUGUUCCCACUGUAAAAAAAAAAAAAAGAAGAUUGUAAGCUUACUGACUUCUUCAUAACGUGUUGUCACCGUAUAAUCAGAACAUUGCUGCUGCGUCUGGUGGAUCUUGCUGAGUGGCUGAGAAAUUAUUGAUGAAAACUGGAUCUGAAUGGAGGGGGAAGAAGACUUUGGACAUGGUCACGUAUCGGGAAAUGCUGAUGAAAGAGACCUGAAAUGUUCCCUAUCGCUACUGUACGUUCCUGUCACUCAAAGAGCCUCGGAAAGGAACACCGACACAU
Messenger RNA from Cheilinus undulatus (humphead wrasse), 848 nucleotides. It is a transcript of the gene cbln4, whose product is annotated as cerebellin 4 precursor. Gene Ontology annotation, molecular function: protein binding. The transcript has 3 exons. NCBI's taxonomy places the organism in Eukaryota, Metazoa, Chordata, Actinopteri, Labriformes, Labridae. The coding region runs from base 1 to 585 and encodes 194 amino acids. The record is from RefSeq and is a predicted model, not a curated record.